Molecule: messenger RNA, 420 nt
Organism: Letharia columbiana
Lineage: Eukaryota; Fungi; Ascomycota; Lecanoromycetes; Lecanorales; Parmeliaceae
Exons: 9
Coding region: 1-420 (139 amino acids)
Biological process (GO): maturation of SSU-rRNA; mRNA splicing, via spliceosome
Cellular component (GO): small-subunit processome; nucleolus; box C/D methylation guide snoRNP complex
Molecular function (GO): RNA binding
Source: RefSeq, a predicted model, not a curated record
AUGACGGACCAGUCAGCUGCUUGGCCGUUAGCAGGGUCGUCGCUCGCGCAGGAAAUAUUGGAUCUGGUGCAGCAGGCUUCGCAUUACCGCCAACUCAAGAAAGGAGCCAAUGAGGCUACAAAGACUUUGAACAGAGGCACAUCAGAAAUUAUUGUUUGUCACACCAUGUACAGACAUCAGAGGAUGGCGCCUAACACCAAAGAAAAUAGGUUCUCGCUGCAGAUACUGCUCCACUCGCUAUCUUGCUACAUCUACCGCUGUUGUGUCCCGUAUGUAUACGUGCCUUCUAAGACUGCCUUGGGAAGGGCUUGUGGAGUCUCGAGGGCCGUGAUCAGCGCAAGCAUCACCACGAACGAGGCUAGCGACCUCAUGGGUCAGAUACAAUCGUUGAAAGACAAAGUGGAGAGACUGAUGGUCUGA